Guillardia theta CCMP2712 is the source of this 1131-nucleotide messenger RNA. RefSeq lists its product as hypothetical. NCBI's taxonomy places the organism in Eukaryota, Cryptophyceae, Pyrenomonadales, Geminigeraceae. Gene Ontology annotation, cellular component: Golgi apparatus. The transcript has 14 exons. The coding region runs from base 1 to 1131 and encodes 376 amino acids. Gene Ontology annotation, molecular function: nucleotide-sugar transmembrane transporter activity; antiporter activity. The record is from RefSeq and is a predicted model, not a curated record.
AUGCAUCACGUCACUAUGAGAACCUCCAAGGCAGCUGGUCCGAGCCUCCUUCCUGGAAAUGUUCUGCAAGGCUCGGAGAGCGUUCAGCAGGGAAAACUGCAUGUUGGUCCGGAGUGGAGCUUUGGGAUGGUAACCAUGGGAAUGGCGCUCAAUGUGGUGUGCGUGGUGGGAGUUGUUGCAGCGAACAAGCAUGUACAGAUGCAGCACAGAUUCGAGUACGCGAUCCUCCUCUCGGGGAUGCACUUCAUGUUCACAGCCGUAGUUCUCCGAAUGCUAUGCACCUUCAAUGUCUUCACAUACAAGCCAGCUGACAGGAUGAUGGUUCUCUUCAAGGCUCUGCUGGACUGUGCAUCAGUUGGGCUGAUGAACGUGAACUUGGCCAAGAACUCUGUGGGGAUCUACCAGCUGUCGAAGCUUUCUUGCAUCCCGACUACAGUGGCGAUACAAUACAUACUCUUUGGCACCAAGAUCUCUCUGGAGACAGCCCUGGCCCUCCUUCCUCUCUGCCUGGGGGUUGCGAUGGCGACAGUUUCCGACGUUCGAGUCACUGGCACACUUUAUGCAAUUGCGGCUAUCCUGGCCACUGUUGUAUCCCAGAUCUUGACCAAGUCAUUUGUACAAAAUACGGGCUGCACGGCUAUUCAGCUGCUCUACCACACCAGCCUGUGUGCAGCUGUUAUCAUGAUCUUACUUUCGAGGCUCUUCGACGAUUAUACUCAAGGUAGCUAUGCUAUGGCAUUGAUUCUGCAUCAACGUGUUGCCUUGACAGCCCAAGGAGUCAAGAUUGGCCACAUGCCUCUGGAGGUCUUGCUGACCAUUCUCAUUUCGUGCGUUUUUGCUGUGGGUGUAAAUAUUACAAAUUACCAAGUUCUCUCGAGGACUUCAGCUCUCACUUACCAGGUGCUAGGUCACUUGAAAACCGCCCUCACGUUAGCGAUGGGGAUUCUAUUCUUUGACAAAGCAUACGCACUCAAGCAUGUCUCCGGCCUCUUCCUGGCCUUCGGGGGCAUGCUGGCCUACGCGCAUGUCCGGCAGGUUGAAAGCUCUUCGAAGCAUCCGGGCGACAUCGUGUGGCUGAAGCUGCUCUACACAUUCACAGCCGUCAUCGUCCUCGCAUGGCCACACUUGUAG